AAACCAAAAAAUGUUUUCAUUGAUGUGUUCAUUGAUAUUAAUGCUGUCACACAUUAGAGAGAGCGAGUCAAUCGACUGUUUCAAAUGUACCAGCUCAAAUGGCGACAACCGACGCUGCGAAGACCCUUUCCAUAACAACUUCUCGUCGGCUAUACUUCACACUCCGUGUUGGGCCGGUAGGAAGAACAGGAACGGCAUAUUCCCGGCCACGGCUUGCAUCAAAUUGAGUGGAAAAUUUGCGAUGCUUUUGGCGAACGAUAGCGGAGAAUCAAUGGUAAUCCGUGACUGCGCUCUGGACAGCGGUUCCCUCACAAUCGACACGGAGAUCGUCCGCAUGUCACAUUGCGGAGGCUUUUACUUUGACCAGAGAUAUGUUCGCGGAUGUGUUCAGGUUUGUAAUGGCUUUCCCUUUAAG
Oppiella nova is the source of this 415-nucleotide messenger RNA. NCBI's taxonomy places the organism in Eukaryota, Metazoa, Arthropoda, Arachnida, Sarcoptiformes, Oppiidae. The record is from the annotation of a GenBank genome assembly.